AUGGAUGAAUCAGGACAUAAGCGUGAAUUCAUGUGGGGGAUUGAAAAUGACUAUGACACUGAGGAUGAUGAUUAUUGUCAUUAUGACAGUGAUGACGAUGAUGAUGAUGAUGAUGAUGAUACAGUUCUAGCAGAGAAACUGGCAAAGUAUUUGGAAACCCGUUAUUCAAAGGUCAACCAACUCAGCUCCAGUGAGAGAAAAUCCACAAAUCUUAAAGAAACUGAUGUGAAUGAAAUGGUUCAUAACUGUGAAGUCAAGCAGAGCAUUGCAAAUGAUAUUGGUGGUGCUGGCGUUAGUAAUACUGUGGUAGCAGAGAAACAAAUAGAAGAGGACGCAUCACAUUGUUCAAAGGACAACAGUUCAAGCUCCAAAGAGAGAAAAUUAACAGAUCUUCAGGAAACAGAUGUGGACGAUGUGGCUCAUAACAGUGAAAUUAGGCAAAGUAUUGCUAAUGAUGAAGAUGGUGGUGACAGUGUUAAUGAUGCUAUGUUAGAAGAGAAACAAAUAGAGGAAGACCAAUCGCACUACUCAGAGGGCAAGUCAGAUUCUGAUAAGAGUGAAUUUACAUAUCUUCAGAAAACAGAUAUGGAUGAAGUGGUGGAGAAAGUCAGGCAAAGGAUUGCAAAUGAAGGUGAUUAUGACAUAAAUAACGCUGUGCUAGCAGAGAUACAGUUAGAGGAAGAUCCAUCACAUUACUCAGUGGAUAACAAAUCAUGCUCGAAAGAGAGCAAAUUUACAAAUCUUCAGGAAACAGACGUGGUUCAAAACUGUGGAAUUAGGCAAAGUAUUGCUAAUGAUGAUGGUGAUGACACUGUUAAUAAUGCCGUGUUAGAAGAGAAUCAAAUAGAGGAAGACCAAUCACAUUAUUCAGAGGACAAUAAGUCAGAUUCUGAAAAGAGUGAAUUUACAUGUCUUCAGAAAACAGAUAUGGAUGAAGUGGUGGAGAAACUCAGGCAAAGGAUUGCAAAUGAAGAUGAUUAUUACAUAAAUAACGCUGUGCUAUCAGAGAUACAGCUAGAGGAAGAUCCAUCACUUUGCUCAGAGGAUAACGAGUCAUGCUCCAAAGAGAGCAAAUUUACAAAUCUUCAGGAAACAGAUGUGAAUGGAAUGGUUUAUAACUGUGAAGUCAAGCAGAGCAUUGCAAAUGACAUUAGUAAUACUGUGGUAGCAGAGAAACAAAUAGAAAAGGACUCAUCACAUUAUUCAAAGGACAACAGUUCAAGCUCCAAAGAGAGAAAAUUAACAGAUCUUCAGGAAACAGACAUGGUUCAAAACUGUGAAAUUAGGCAAAGUAUUGCUAAUGAUGAUGGCGGUGACAGUGUUAAUAGUGCUGUGUUAGAAGAGAAACAAAUAGAGGAAGACCAAUCACAUUAUUCAGAGGACAAGAAGUCAGAUUGUGAAACGAGUGAAUUUACAUAUCUUCAGAAAACCGAUGUGGAUGAAGUGGUGCAGCAACUCAGGCAUAGAACUGCAAAUGAUGGAGAUGAUGAUGACAUAAAUAAUGCUGAGCCAGCAGAGAAACAGUUAGAGGAAAACCCAUCACAUUACUCAGAAGAUAACAAGUCAUGUUCCAGAGAGAGCAAAUUUACAAAUCUCCAGGAAACAGAUGCAGAAAGUAGAAACAACUGCUCUUAUAAUGUUUUGGGGAAUAGUGAAGUAUCAGCCGAACAUGAUGCUCAUGUUGAAGAUGAGACUGCAGUAAGGAACUUUAAAAGUCUCAGAGAUAUGGAUAUGGAUAAUGGACUUAAUGUUGAAAACAUUUUGUCUUGUCUGAAAAGUUUACAGUGUCCUUUUGUUUGGAAGCCUGAUAAAGAAGUAGAGAUGCAUCCAAGAGGCGAAAUUCCAAUUAAUUUAGCUCAACAUUUAACAGUGGCAAAGAGCAAAUAA
Molecule: messenger RNA, 1887 nt
Organism: Schistocerca piceifrons (Central American locust)
Lineage: Eukaryota; Metazoa; Arthropoda; Insecta; Orthoptera; Acrididae
Product: protein PFC0760c-like
Exons: 11
Coding region: 1-1887 (628 amino acids)
Source: RefSeq, a predicted model, not a curated record